AUGGCUAUACCAGAUCGUAUUGGACCAGAUCACGGCCCAAAACGGAGCAUUGAUCAAAAAGCUCGCCGCUUGCUGAAGGCCUUCACCACAAAGGACGGACUCAUUGGGCGUUAUGACUAUGCAUUUCUGUUCAAGCCAAAUCUCCCUUUCAUGAAAAAGGAACGAAGAGCGGCGCCCUUUUUCGGUCUCCAUGAUCGCAUGCCAGUUCUCCUCGCGCUUCUUCUCGGUUUCCAACAUGCCCUUGCCAUGUUGGCGGGCAUCAUCACGCCGCCCAUUAUCCUUGCCAGCUCAGCAAACCUAACACUGGAGAUGCAGCAAUACCUAGUCUCGACUUCGUUGAUUGUAUCCGGAAUACUCUCUGCAAUUCAAAUGUCGCGCUUCCACUUCUACAAGACUAAUUAUUAUCUUGGCACUGGACUCAUCUCGGUAGUCGGAACAUCCUUUGCGACCAUCCCCAUCGCCACCGGAGCGCUGGCACAGAUGUACCAGACAGGAUUCUGUCCGAUUGACGCAGAUGGGAUUAAGCUUCCUUGUCCGGAUGGUUAUGGAGCUAUCCUGGGCACGCAAUGUGUCUGCGCUCUGCUCGAAAUCCUCAUGUCCUUCACUCCGCCCAGGAUCCUAAAGCGCAUCUUCCCUCCUCUAGUCACCGGUCCCACCGUUAUGCUUAUCGGCGUCCAUCUCAUCGAAACCGGUUUCAAGAACUGGGCGGGUGGUUCGAACGAUUGCGCUGGCAGACCCGAGACAGGCCUUUUCCGACUAUGCCCUAACAUCAAUGCACCUCACGCGCUUCCGUGGGGAAGUGCCGAAUUUGUUGGCCUCGGGUUCAGCGUUUUCAUCACCAUCAUCAUCUGCGAGCGCUUUGGUGCGCCUAUCAUGAAGUCCACAGCUGUCGUCAUUGGUCUGCUCGUCGGGUGCAUCAUCGCUGGUGCGUGUGGAUACUUUGACAGGAGCUCCAUAGAUUCUUCGCCAGCUGCUUCCUUUAUCUGGGUGCAUACUUUUAAGCUCUCGGUAUACGGGCCUAUUGUGUUGCCUUUACUUGCCGUCUACAUGGUUCUUGCUAUGGAAGCUAUGGGCGAUAUUACUGCUACUUGUGAUGUCUCGCGUCUGGACGUCGACGGCGAACUCUUCGAUUCACGUAUCCAGGGUGGCAUCCUCGCUGAUGGACUCAAUGGCAUCCUCUCCGGCCUCUGCACCAUAACCCCCAUGUCCGUCUUCGCCCAAAACAACGGUGUCAUCGCCCUCACCCGCUGUGCAAACCGUAAAGCUGGUUACGCCGCCUGCUUCUGGCUCAUCGUCAUGGGCGUCUUCGCAAAGUUCGCCGCCGCGCUCGUCGCCAUCCCGUCCGCGGUCCUCGGCGGCAUGACGAGCUUUCUCUUCUCCGCUGUCACGGUGUCCGGGAUAAGGAUUAUCAGUACUGUUGAGUUUACGAGGAGGAACCGGUUUAUUUUGACGGCGGGGUUGACCGUAGGGUUGGGUGCGACGUUGGUGCCGGACUGGUUCUCCUACGUGUUCACCUAUUCGGGGCCCAAUCAUGCGCUCCUGGGUUUCUACAACGCCAUCGUGCUCAUCCUGGAGACAGGCUUCGCGAUUGUAGCCUUCAUCAAUCUCGUGCUCAACUUGGUGCUGCCAGAGGAGAUUGAGAAUGAAGAGAUGCCGGAGUUGACGGCUAAUGAGGCGGAUGAGUUGGCUGAUAGGGUCGAGUGGGAUAGGGUCCAGAAGGGGAACCGGAGCGAUGAGGAGGGAGCUAUCGAGGCUACGAAGGGUUAG
Didymosphaeria variabile is the source of this 1767-nucleotide messenger RNA. RefSeq lists its product as uncharacterized. Gene Ontology annotation, cellular component: fungal-type vacuole; membrane. Lineage: Eukaryota; Fungi; Ascomycota; Dothideomycetes; Pleosporales; Didymosphaeriaceae. The record is from RefSeq and is a predicted model, not a curated record. The coding region runs from base 1 to 1767 and encodes 588 amino acids. Gene Ontology annotation, molecular function: xanthine transmembrane transporter activity. The transcript has 4 exons. Gene Ontology annotation, biological process: transmembrane transport; xanthine transport.